UCUUGAAUGUUCGUGGUUUGUAUCGGUCUUUGAUCCCAGCUCCAUACCGAUAAAAAUAUUUACGGGGCUCUAAUUUAGUGAUUGAGUCGACUAUUUUGUGAUCAAGUGAAUUUUUUUUUAAACGUUUUUCAUUAUGGAGCAAAGGGAAACCGUCGUGUUCAUUUUAAAAUUUUUGUUGUCUUGCUAAAAGAUGUCAGUCGCGGUUCUGUUGUUAUCGAUAAUAUAAUAGCAGAUCGGUCUUAUUAAAAAUAUAAAGAUCAUUAUUUGGACAAGAUAAAUUUUACAAAAACAUUAAUAUAACUAAUUAUAUAAAAUGGCUCAAAUUAUCAAUUCUACACAGUCUGUUGUUCAACAAGCUUACGACUAUUACUUAUGGACGCUAACAUUAUCAGACGAACGAACAAAAGGAUGGGCACUUGUAGACUCACCAGUACCAACAAUCCUCUUCACAGCCCUUUAUUUAGUACUAGUUUAUAUAGGUCCAAGAUACAUGGAGAAAAGGGAACCGUUUAAAUUAACACCUAUUUUAGUACCUUACAAUAUGUCAAUGGCAGUACUAAAUGGGUAUAUUGCUUGGCAAUUACUCACUGCAUCAACAAGACUGAAGUAUAGCUACAUUUGUGAACCCUGUAGGCAAAGGCAUCAUCCUGAUGAGUUACAGAUCGCAAAUGCUGUCUGGUGGUACUACUUUUCUAAAUUGCUGGAAUUUUGUGAUACUUUCUUCUUCAUAUUGAGGAAAAAGAAGAACCAACUGUCUUUCCUCCAUGUUUAUCACCACUCCACCAUGUUCAUGCUUUGGUGGAUUGGAAUUAAAUGGGUACCAAGUGGUUCAACCUUUUUACCUGCUAUGGUAAACUCAUCAAUCCACGUCUUACUCUAUACGUACUAUGGACUUUCAGUUUUUGGACCUCAAGUAACUAAAUGGUUGUGGUGGAAGAGGUACUUGACAAUCCUACAGCUUAUCCAGUUCACUUGCGCAUUGAUUCUGGGAGUAAACGGAAUAAGAACAGGCUGCGAAUUUCCACUUUGGAUGCAUUACACGCUCAUUUUCUACAUGGUUUCGUUUAUCGUUUUGUUUGGAAACUUUUAUGUUAAGGCUUAUAUGGAUAAGGGAAAUCAAGUUUUCUUCGGUAUGGACGUGGGUUGUGGCCAAGGAAACCGUUACGAUAACCACAAAUUUUUGGUGGACAACAAAAAGCAGAAUUAAACGAAAGAACAUCCGAAAUUUUUAGUUAUCACAUAUCAGAUUUUCUUUUGUUUUAAAAAUAAUGAUAAUGUUUUUGUUUUUUAUAUAUAUAUUUAUUUGUAUUUUUUUUGUAAUUCUAAGUAAUUUUAAUUCCUCUAUAAACUUGUCAAUAUAAUAUUAAGUCGUGUACUAAAAUCGA
Molecule: messenger RNA, 1385 nt
Organism: Anthonomus grandis grandis
Lineage: Eukaryota; Metazoa; Arthropoda; Insecta; Coleoptera; Curculionidae
Product: elongation of very long chain fatty acids protein 4-like
Exons: 8
Coding region: 314-1207 (297 amino acids)
Biological process (GO): fatty acid elongation, monounsaturated fatty acid; very long-chain fatty acid biosynthetic process; fatty acid elongation, saturated fatty acid
Cellular component (GO): endoplasmic reticulum membrane
Molecular function (GO): fatty acid elongase activity
Source: RefSeq, a predicted model, not a curated record